UAAUAAUGUGUUUUCACGGUAGUCAUUUAUAGCAGAGAUCGAAUCGUGGAUGCGAUGCAAGCAGGUCAGCCAGACAAGCUGUCAGAAACUACUCUGCAAUCACGCCAACACCACAACAAAGAACAUAACCAGCAGAAAGCGAAUUCCAAUUUAAAGAUGUCUACAGAGGAACAUGUGUGGCGAGCCCAUAUUGUUAAAUGCUUGCGGGAACGCAAUCGUAAGGAAUGUGAAAAUUUCAAGGAAAUAAUUGAACAAAACAACCGACUUAUUGACCAUGUCGCACAACUAAAAUCGGAUAAUCUGAAGUUAUCCGUUGAAAAUGAACAGCUACGUAGUGCUGUGUCAACAGGUGGCAGUGGCACCGGCGUCCAAGGGGCGGCCGUAGCUACUCUAGAAAAGAAACUGCUAAGUCAACAAGAAGAGCUCAUAGAACUUCACAAAAGGAAGGGGGAAAACUCUCAGUUGAUAGUUGACCUAAAUAUGAAAGUGGAGCAACAACGAUUAACAAUGUCCGAAAAGGAACACAGCCUUGCUGAGGAGCAAACGAACAACAAUCGAUUACGGGCAGAGGUCCAUUUGCUUCAUUCGAGUUUAGAAGAACUCAAGAAACUGAACAAUACUCUGCUAGAUGAGCAUACAGCGCUUCAGUUGGCGUUUAGCUCACUUGAGGACAAAAUGCGAGGCAUACAAGAUGAAAAUCGUUGCUUAGUGGAACGUCUAAUGCGUCAUAAGUCAAAGGAUGCCGACAAACUGAAUGAGGAAAAUGAAAGCAUUAUAAGAAAAAGACUGCCGUCAAUUUUCAGGAAACGUUCGGCUAAACUCAAACGUGACCUCGAAGACGCUGUUCGUGAACCAAGCAAUAGUGCACCUACGUCUGGUAACCGUAACUCCACAAGUCCUGCCCAAUUUGUUGGUGGUGGCAUGAUAACCGACGACGACUUUGACGAGGCGACUAUAAAUGGCGCCAUGGAAGCCAUAGGUAUUGAUGAUACUGAAUAUUUUAACGCUCGUUUUACAGCGGGCGAACUUAGACCAUCGCUAGACGCUCUUAAAGCGUCAGGCUAUUUAGGCCAAGCAAAUCCAACAAAGAUACUUAUGAAGUUCGAGGCACAUGAGAACGAGUCGCAUGCAGUACGUUGGAGUCCCGUGGAGCGCAUGGUAGCUACAGGCGGCGCUGAUCGAAAAGUCAAGCUGUGGGAUAUUGGCAAAAAUUCAACAGAGCCACGUGCAGUUUUGAGCGGGAGCAGCGCUGGCAUCAACUCUGUCGACUUUGAUUCCACCGGCGCGUAUAUAUUGGGAACUUCAAACGAUUACGGCGCUAGAGUGUGGACGGUGAUGGAUAAUCGGUUAAGGCACACGUUGACGGGUCAUAGUGGCAAAGUAAUGGCCGCCAAAUAUGUCCAGGAGCCCAUUAAAGUGGUAACCGGAAGUCAUGAUCGUACCUUGAAGAUUUGGGAUUUGCGGAGCAUUGCUUGUAUAGAGACCAAAUUCGCUGGAUCAAGCUGCAAUGAUCUCGUCACAACAGACAGCCUCGGUUCAACGAUUAUUAGUGGGCACUACGAUAAGAAAAUCCGUUUCUGGGAUAUACGUACUGAAAAACAGGCUGAUGAUGUCUUAAUGCCGGCCAAAAUCACGUCCCUAGACUUAUCAAAGGAUUGCAAUUACCUCAUAUGUUCAGUGAGAGACGAUACAAUAAAGUUAUUAGACCUACGCAAGAACCAAGUUAUAUCCACUUUCACAAACGAACACUUUAAAAUCAGCUGUGAUUUUGCUCGGGCUUCCUUUAACUCGAAUGGCCUAAAAAUUGCCUGCGGAUCGGCGGAUGGUGCAAUAUAUAUUUGGAAUGUUAAUGGCUUUUUAGAAACUACUCUGAAAGGGCAUAGCACAGCGGUAAAUGCGGUUAGCUGGAGCCCCAACCACAAUGAACUGGCUUCCGUAGGAAAGAGCAAACGGUGCAUAAUAUAUUCGGAUUCUUAGCCCUCCCUUUUAUUGCCUUAGAUGCCAAUCAGUUAUGUGAAUACUGAUAUGCUAAUAUAGCUGUCAUAGCUGUUCUAUGUACAUAAAUAGCAGCCAUUCUGCUGUAAAUAAUAAAUUUGGUCGGCUAUUGGGAAAGGUAAAUUCCAUGCUGACCUUUUCAUUUUUAAUUAUAUUUAUAUGGAAAAAUAGUCUAACUGUAUA
Drosophila persimilis is the source of this 2178-nucleotide messenger RNA. It is a transcript of the gene Atg16, whose product is annotated as autophagy-related protein 16-1. NCBI's taxonomy places the organism in Eukaryota, Metazoa, Arthropoda, Insecta, Diptera, Drosophilidae. The transcript is spliced from 10 exons. The record is from RefSeq and is a predicted model, not a curated record. Gene Ontology annotation, cellular component: autophagosome membrane. Gene Ontology annotation, biological process: autophagosome assembly. Gene Ontology annotation, molecular function: protein binding. Bases 55 to 1977 code for a protein of 640 amino acids.